AUGGGCGGGACAACGAGUAAUUCGAAUGUGAGAAGCGGGCCGGGAGGAGGGAGUAGAAAGGACGCGGGGGUCUCCGCACCGCUUAGGCGACGCGAGAUGGCGGCGGCCGCAUCAGGAGCAGGUCGCUGUCGUCUCAGCAAGGUGGGGCCUGGCCGACGCCCACCUCCAGCUCGAGUAAGGGUGGCUGUGCGACUGCGGCCAUUUGUGGAUGGAGCAGCUGAAGUGAGUGAAUCCCCCUGUGUACGAGGCACAGACAGCUGCUCACUUGAGGUUGCCAACUGGAGGAACUACCAGGAGACUCUCAAAUACCAGUUUGAUGCCUUCUAUGGGGAGAGGAGCUCUCAACAGGACAUCUAUGCAGGUUCAGUGCAGCCCAUUUUAAGGCACUUGCUAGAAGGGCAGAAUGCCAGUGUGCUUGCCUAUGGACCUACUGGGGCAGGGAAGACACAUACAAUGUUGGGCAGCCCAGAGCAACCUGGAGUGAUUCCCCGGGCUCUUGUGGACCUCCUACAGCUCGUAAGGGAGGAAGGCACUGAGGGCCGUCCAUGGGACCUUUCUGUCAUUAUGUCCUACUUAGAGAUCUACCAGGAAAAGGUAUUAGACCUCUUGGAUCCUACUUCAGGAGACCUGGUGAUCCGGGAAGACUGUAGAGGAAACAUCUUGAUUCCGGGUCUCACGCAGAAGCCCAUCACUAGCUUUGCUGAUUUUGAGCGGCACUUUCUGCCAGCCAGUGGAAAUCGGACUGUAGGAGCCACCCGGCUCAACCAGCGCUCUUCCCGCAGUCAUGCAGUGCUCCUCGUCAAGGUGGAUCAGCGGGAGCGUUUGUCCCCAUUUCGCCAGCGGGAAGGAAAACUCUACCUGAUUGAUUUGGCUGGCUCAGAGGACAACCGACGCACAGGCAAUCAGGGCCUUCGGCUCAAAGAGAGCGGAGCCAUCAACACCUCCCUCUUUGUAUUGGGCAAGGUGGUAGAUGCACUGAACCAGGGCCUCCCUCGUGUGCCCUACCGCGAUAGCAAGCUCACUCGCCUAUUGCAGGACUCUCUGGGUGGCUCAGCCCAUAGCAUCCUCAUUGCCAACAUUGCUCCUGAGAGGCGGUUCUACCUAGACACGGUCUCUGCACUCAACUUUGCUGCUAGGUCCAAGGAGGUGAUCAACCGGCCUUUCACUAAUGAAAGCCUGCAGCCUCAUGCCUUGCCACCUGUUAAGCUGUCUCAGAAAGAAUUGCUAGGCCCAUCAGAGGCAAAGAAAGCCCGAGGCCCUGAGGAAGAGGAGAUUGGGAGCCCUGAGCCCACAGCAGCUCCAGCUCCUGCCUUCCAGAAACUCAGCCCCUUGCAAAAGCUAAGCAACAUGGACCCAGUCACGCUGGAGCGCCUCCUGAGCUUGGACCGCUUGCUGGGUUCCCAGGGAAGCCAAGGAACACCUCUACUGAGUACCCCAAGGCGAGAGCGUAUGGUGCUCAUUAAGACAGUGGAGGAGAAGAAUUUGGAGAUUGAGAGGCUUAAGAUGAAGCAAAAAGAACUGGAGGCCAAGAUGCUGGCCCAGGAGGUUUUGGACCCAAAGGAAAAGGAAAACUGCGCUCCCACAGUGCUCCGACCCCUUCCCCGUCGUACAGUCACAGUGGCAAAGCCCCUGAAAAAGGCUGUAGUGAUGCCUCUACAGUUAAUUCAGGAGCAGGCAGUAUCUCCAAAUGCCAAGAUCCAUAUCCUGAAGAAGAGAGGCCGGAAAAGAAAGCUGGAGUCCCUGGAGGCCUCUGAGUCGGAGAAGAAGGCUGAGGCCGGCUGGGACCUGGAGCUCAGCCCGGAGCUGCUGGCCCGCGGGCGCCAAAAAAUACUGGAUCUGCUCAACGAAGGCUCAGCUCGCGACCUGCGAGGCCUGCAGCGCAUUGGCCAGAAGAAGGCUCAGCUCAUCGUGGGCUGGAGGGAGCUGCACGGGCCCUUCAGCCAGGUGGAGGACCUGGAGCGCGUGGAGGGCAUCUCCGGGAAGCAGGUGGAGUCCUUCCUGAAGGCGAACAUCCUGGGCCUGGCGGCGGGCCAUCCCUGCGGCCCCUCCUGACCGCUCCAC
This is a messenger RNA of Castor canadensis (American beaver), 2061 nucleotides long. It is a transcript of the gene Kif22, whose product is annotated as kinesin family member 22. The record is from RefSeq and is a predicted model, not a curated record. Gene Ontology annotation, biological process: spindle elongation; DNA repair; microtubule-based movement. Lineage: Eukaryota; Metazoa; Chordata; Mammalia; Rodentia; Castoridae. Gene Ontology annotation, molecular function: microtubule motor activity; DNA binding; microtubule binding. Gene Ontology annotation, cellular component: microtubule associated complex.